UCCUCCCAUGUCUCCCUCCCAUGUCUCCCUGCAGCCUCUGACGGAUGAAGUGUCCUCCGUCCUGCAGCUGCUGCCACAUCAGUGAAAUGAUACCAUCUGCUGGCUCCUCGCCCCACAUGCACGGUCCUCCUCGUUCAUCUACUUCCGCUCCACUGCGCAUGCUCGUGCGGCGGUUCGCGGUUGCGCCAAUAGGUUUAGGAUGUCGCUAGCAGCCAGUGUAGAUGCUCGGGCUUCUCACAACAAUAACACCGACCAAAUUUGCAUCUCCACGUUCCCGGUUUGAGGAUUUUUUUUUUACUCUUCGAGCGCUGUCGGAAACCGUGCAUUGGACCGCGGCACCGAUCGUCUCCCCGCGUUUCUUCUGGCUACGUCCCCUGCUGACAAUGGGAGCGGAGGGGUUUGCAAAUUUACACGGCUCCUUCUCGCCGGAGCAGAAACAAGAAUCAUGGCCGGCCAGCUAGGCCGCAGAUGGGUUUUGUAGCCAGCAGCGACGGGUCCGUUCAUAUUUAAAUACCGUACGUAGGUCUGGCGCUAGCACGCUAAACGUGGUGCUAAGCAGCCGGUGUUUUAAACCGCACAGCUAUCUUUGUUUUCUGCUUUCCUUUUGAGAGAGAGAGAGGGUGGUGGGGGGGCGCAGCGACACAAGCUAGCGAGCCCGCUAGCUUCACAACCUUGACUGGCUGACGUCUCGCCUUCGUAGUUAGCUCCUGUGGCCGGCUAACGUUAGCUAGCUAGCCUCGCUCGGCCAGCCACCCGCUGGUCAAAAACAUCAGGAAAAGAGAACUCGUUGCUGGGUUUCCCUGUCGUCGUUGUGCGCCCGGCGGGCAUUAGCAUCGCAGAUUCCUCCUGUGGCGACUGCUUCUGGAUGAAUGUGGGACAAAAUGGAGACCCCGACGAUUGUGUACGAUUUGGAUACCUCUGGGGGCUUAAUGGAGCAAAUCCAAACGCUGCUGGCACCUCCGAAGUCCGAGGAGGUCGAGAAGAGGAGUCGGAAGUUGGUGCGAGACGUCCGAAGGAGCGGCAGGGCCACCAACCAUGACACCUGCGAUAGCUGCCGGGAGGGGGGAGACCUGCUGUGCUGCGACCACUGUCCUGCAGCCUUCCACCUCCAGUGCUGUAAUCCACCUCUAAGUGAAGAGAUGCUACCCCCGGGGGAGUGGAUGUGUCACCGCUGCAAUGUCAAAAAAAAGAAGCGAGAGCAGAAGUCGGAACAGACUAACGGCCUGUCAGAGAGGUCCUCGUCGAAGCGCUCUGCUUCCCCAGCCGUGGAGCUGGAGCUCAAUGCUGGCCCUCUGCGGCUAGAUGGCCUGCCCCCGGGGGCCGGAGCGGCGGGACCGGGUUUACGGGUCGCCCAGGUGCGCCUCUUGGACCGCAGGACGAGCAGUAGGCCGAGCAGCCGACCCGGGACGCCCACUUCCAACACUUCAUCCACCCCGACCCCUUCUGAGGAGCAGAAUGACGGGGAGGAGGAGUUACCAGAACCUGAGGAUGAAGUUCAGGGUGUAGAGCUCGACUGUGCUCCGCUAUCUGCUCCAACUCCGCGUCUCCUCAAGAGACCCUUCCAGUUGCUGAUAGCAGCUGCUAUGGAGAGAAACCCCACACAGUUCCAGCUGCCCACUGAGCUCACCUGCACCACUGCACUGCCAGGCAGCAGCAAACGGAGGAGAAAAGAAGAGCUAUUAGGGAAACCAUUCAGGCGGCCUCAGCAUGAACUAGAUCCUAACGGUCUGGUCCCUCUACCAGUCAAAGUCUGCUUUUCAUGCAACAGGAGUUGCAGGAUGGCUCCACUGAUCCAGUGUGAUUAUUGUCCCCUUCUGUUCCACAUGGAUUGUCUGGACCCCCCACUCACAGCUUUACCUGCUGGCAAAUGGAUGUGUCCAAACCACAUUGAGCACCUAGUGCUGAAUCAGAAGAGCUUGACCCUUUCCAGCCGCUGUCAGCUCUUUGACCAGUUCCAGGACAGGAUGUCCCAGCAUGCUGUCAAGUUGGAUUUCCUGCGCAGAGUUCACCGUCAGAACGCGCCUAACCGUCGCACCGCCCUUCACCACAACAGGAAAACCAUCAAGGUGCCAGACGCCAUUAAGUCGCACUACCAGAACCCUCCCCCCAUACUGCUUCCUGCAGGGGUGCACCAGUUGGAGCUGGUUUGUAGUGGCGUUCCAGAUCAUCAGCCCUCAAAGCACCUCACCACGGAUGCCGAACAGCGGGAGUGGCUUCAGGAUGUGAUCGCCCUCCAGUGCAGCAUCAUGCGACACCUGUCCAUCAAACAAAAGGCCUCAUCCCCAGCACCUACCGUGUCAUCGGUUACAUCGUCAGCAGAGACGGAGUCUGAGCUGAAAAUUGGUACUAAAUCAUGUUUAACGUCAGAGGACAAGAAAACUCUGACAUCUUUAGGAAGGACUUUAUCCCCUGACCCCUGCUCUAAACCCUGCAGUACAGCCGACGACCAGCAGCGGGCCACUCUUUCAAGGGACAUCGCAGCAGAGCCGAUUACUUGUAAAUGCAACAUGACAUCAUGUCAGAACUGUAGGAAACCCAACGGACCUCUAGCAGAGGAGCGCCAGCCUCCCAAGGCCAACGGGCCCAUAGACUGUAACAGCUCGUCAGACCCCUGCAGGCAGGUGGAGCUGCAGUGCAGAACAAAGCUCAGCGCAACACCCGCAGACUCAGCUCCUACCUCUGGUCUGGUGAACCACAUAGGUGGUGAAACGGUUAAAAAGGAGCCUGAAAGCACCACAGUCGCCUGCGCCCAGAAAAACUGCCCCCCUGCCCCAACGAUAUGGCCCCAUAACAGCCAGCAAAACCACAGGAAUCAGACGGCGCUCCAGGAGGCGUGUAUGACCAGCAACAAAAAACCCUCCUUCUCCAUCACCAGCAGUGCCCGCUCUGACACACCACUUAAAGGCAAUCAGGAGCAUGACUCCACCAAGCUAGGAUCAUCGUCGCCCACUCCAGACGUGAAGGCUGGACCUGGAACUGACUCAUCGCUGCCCAGCACUUUCCCCACAUUUGCUGACCUGUCGAGCUGUAUGAAAGAUGGAAAGGACGAUGAUGGAGGGAUCAUGCUUGACAAACUGGAUGCAGAGAUGAUCAAGCUCUUGGCCUGGCAGAGGAUCCAGCAGCUGUUCCCUCCCAAAGCGCCCAGCGCUCUGCUCACCUCAGCGACCAGCGAUGCUCCCAAAACCCCACCCCCCCAUUCUGACAGUCAGAAGAAGGUGCAGGCCCGAGCUGUCUUCUAUCCUCUGACAGGGAAAGGAGGAGCUGUCAGCAUGUGCUAUAGGACAUUAUACAUAGGAUCUGGUGCUGACAUGGAUGUGUGCCUUACAAACUAUGGUCAUUGCAACUACGUAUCUGGGAAACAUGCCUGUAUUUUCUACGAUGAGAAUACCAAGCAUUAUGAGCUGCUCAACUACAGUGAGCACGGCACCACCGUGGACAAUGUUCUGUACUCGUGUGACUUCUCUGAGAAGGUCUCACCAUCUGUACCCAGCGGCCUGGUGGCCAAGGUCCAAGGCAUCAUUCGUCGCAGUAAGAAGCGUGAGGAGGGCGAGGGUCCCAGCUCUGUGGUGGGUCUGCUGCCAGCUGGUGGAGUGAUGAGCAGCCAGUCUCAGGGCUGCUCUGAGCUGUCAUGCACGUGUAAGGCGAGCAGCUCCAGCCUGAUUGGAGGCAGUGGGGCAGGGUGGGAGGGCACGGCCCUGCUCCAUCACGGGAGCUACAUUAAACUGGGCUGCCUCCAGUUUGUCUUCAGCAUCACCGAGUUUGCGAGUAAGCAGCCCAAAGAGGAGCCGACCGCCACAUCUGCCAGCAGCUGCGCUGGCACCACCAGCAGCGGUACUGCAGCUGCCACCAACACGGCCACCAACUCCACCUCCACACCACCACUGCCCAGCACUGCCACAGUGAGCAGCCCUUCCAGCCAGGAAGAGGCUGACACUUUGACUGUCCCUCCCCACCAAGUGCCCGUACUGCACUCCAACUCUGUUCCGUAACCCGCACAGGAAGUCCUGCCCUCCCGCCUUUUGUUUUGCACCUUCCUAGUCACAAUGAAGGGAAAGCUGCACAGCUGGUUGGUCAACAGGGAAAAGUUUUUUUUUUUAUUUUGUUGUCAUUUUUAAUAGUUUAUAUCUUUGCAUGAACUUGAAGUAUUAUUGACAAUCUCCUCUGUUUUUGAAUGACUGACAGUAACCUUCUGUUCACUUCAGACCAUUAGGAGUUUGAGCAACAUUAUUUACCUAUGCUCAAUUUUUCUUUUGCCAGUAUAUUAGUUAUGUAUGGUGUAACAUGACUCUGUCAGUCAUCCCAUUUAGCACAAACCCUUUAUUUUGUAGUAUUGAAUUCCAUACAUUCUAAUUUCUUUUGCUGCUUUUGCACCACAGGUAGCUAUAUAUGUAUGAAAACAUACAUGCUUAUACACUAUGAUAUGUAUAUAUAAUGUAAAUAUAUAUAUAAUUCAGUGCCUCUCAGUUGGAGAAACAUUGGAUUUCAUGUAGAUUACCAUUUUUUGGUUUUUAACUGUACAGUUCAUGGAAUUUGUGAUACUGUGUAGAGUACCUGAAGUUUUGUGAUAAAACUUGUUCCUAGUCUGUAUUUUUCGCUGUAGUCCGUCUGUAAAUACCACAUUGUUUUAGCACUCAUUUUAACAUCUUGUGCUGCUCUGUAUAUAAGCACUCUUUGUCUGUAUCUGCUUGUCUGUUCAAACCUGUAAAUACAGAAAGAUUUUCUAAGAACAAA
Messenger RNA from Paralichthys olivaceus (Japanese flounder), 4731 nucleotides. RefSeq names its product PHD finger protein 12b (gene phf12b). Gene Ontology annotation, biological process: negative regulation of transcription by RNA polymerase II. The record is from RefSeq and is a predicted model, not a curated record. Lineage: Eukaryota; Metazoa; Chordata; Actinopteri; Pleuronectiformes; Paralichthyidae. Gene Ontology annotation, cellular component: nucleus; Sin3-type complex. Gene Ontology annotation, molecular function: protein binding; transcription corepressor activity.